CUGUCAAUGAAACAAUUCAAGAGAAUCAAAUUGAACAAGCGAUAGAUUGUUUUGAUACCCGAAUAUAAAGAAACUUUUACCAUUUUUAUGUUAUAAUUGGACAUUUUUGAGCAUUGAAUCCAUUUGGAUGAAUAUAUUUCCGCUGGAGGAGUGAGAUGGCGUUUGUUAGCAACGAUCUUGACCAAUGCAGCUUUUGCUCUGCUAUAUGUAAUGAGGAAUUUCGUUGCGCACUAGUCCCCGCUCAAUCUGAAGAGCAGAAACUAAAACUUAUCCUGCAAAAGUUGAGCAGUUUCACUUUCCAGUUAACCAGUUAUCCUACGUGUGAAAAAUGCCACCAAGAGUUCAUAACCGUCCACAACAUUCCCAAGAGCUGCUUCCUAAUUUUGACCAGCACAGAGCCGACUGUCAUUAAAAUGGAGCCAGAGUUAAUGAUUAACGACCACAAACUCUCGAAUAACGAUAAUAUUUUCGAGACAGUCCCAAUUGAACAGAACACCGGAACUCAAAUCAAGGGGCAAAAUGGAGAGCUAUUCUCCAUCAGAGAAAUGGACGAAGUAGACGACAAUACUUUAUUGAUCCCGGUUGCAAUGGCAAACACACAAAGAAAAGGAGAAAAUCCGUUCAAGUGUGACAAAUGCGAAAAAACAUUCGCCUCAAAAUUUGGACUCAAAGAGCACUUUCGAACUCAUACGGGAGAACGACCCUAUUCUUGUUCACAUUGUCCGAUGGCGUUUAUGCGUACUUCGACGCUCAAACAGCACAUUCGAAUUCAUACUGGUGAACGACCUUAUACUUGUCCACAUUGUCCGAAGGCGUUUAAGCAAACUACAACGCUUAAUAUACACAUUCGAAGUCAUACGGGUGAUCGUCCCUAUUCUUGUUCACAUUGUCAGAAGACGUUUAUGGAUCCUACAACGCUUAAAAUGCACAUUCGAAUACAUACGGGUGAACGUCCCUAUUCUUGUCCACAUUGUCAGAAGACGUUUAAGGAUACUACAAAACUCAAACUGCACAUUCGAAUACAUACAGAUGAACGCCCCUAUUCUUGUCCUCAUUGUCCAAAAAUGUUUAAGGAUUCCUCAGCGCUGCAAAGCCACAUUCGAACUCAUACGGAUGAACGCCGCUUUUCUUGUCCACAUUGUCCGAAGGCAUUCAAGCGUACUACGGAGCUCACGCAGCACAUUCGAACUCAUACUAAUGAACGUCCCUAUUCUUGUCCACAUUGCACAAAAACGUUCAACCAGCCUUCGGCGCUGCGUUAUCACAUUCGAGCUCAUACGGAUAAAGGUGCCUUUUCCUGUCCACAUUGUUCGAAGGCGUUUGAGCAUACUACAGAACUCACGCAGCACAUUCAAAGUCAUACUGAUGAACGUCGCUAUUCUUGUCCGCAUUGCCCAAGAACGUGUAUAGCUCCUUCAACACUCCAAAAGCACAUUCGAACGCAUACGGGGGAACGUCCAUAUUCUUGUUCACAUUGCCCAAAAGCGUACAACCAGUCUUCGUCGUUGCAGUAUCACAUUCGAACUCAUACGGUUGAAGAUCCCUUUUCCUGUCCACAUUGUCCAAAGACGUACAAGCAUUCUAAAACGCUCAAACUGCACAUUCGAACCCAUUCUACGGCAACUGAACAUCCCUUUUCUUGUCCAUGUUGUCCGAAAACGUUCGACCAUUCUACAACACUCAAAUUGCAUGUUGAAACUCAUACAGGAGAUCAUGUGUUACCAUCCAAUCCAUUUGUUGUGAGUAAAACCAUCACCAAAUUCGUGAAAGAUUUUAAUAAAAACAACGCCCGACCAUCAAAGGACGAUAAGAAGAGAACGCAGUACAUCUUAACGGCCAGAGACGAGGACACCAUCGCGAUCAUCUCCCAAUAUGUAUUUCCCUUGGCCAACCUUCUCCAGAAGUUUCAACAAGGCCUAGAUGGAAAUUUGAAUAUGCAAACUGGGCUGGCUAUCAAUGUGACAUUGAAAGCUGCCUCUCAGCCAAACCAGAUCGGACACCCGAGGACUUUUCCCAAGCCGUCCUUGAGGUUGCAAUACGACACAUUCCUAGAACCAGCGGAAAUCCUGGUAGAAAAUGCGUCCCAUGGUGGACACCUGAAUGACCAAUGCAGUUUCUGCUCUGCUUUAUGCAAUGAGAAAUUUCAUUACGUGCUAGUCCCCGCCAAUCUUCGAAAGCAGAAAUUAAAAAUUAUCCUGCAGAAAUUGAGCGUUUUCACUUCCCAGUUAACCAGUUAUCCUACGUGCAAAAAAUGCCACCAACAGUUCAUAACCAUCCACAACAUUCCCAAGAGCUGCUUCCAAUUUUUGCCCAGCGUUGAACCGACUGCCAUCAAGAUGGAGCCAGAGUUAAUGAUUGAUGACCACAAGCUGUCGAGUAAUGAUAACAUUUUCGAGACAGUCCCAAUUGAACGGGAAGCCGAAACUCAAGUCAAGGAACAAAAUGGAGAGCUGUUCUCCAUCAGAGGAAUGGACGAAGCAGACGACAGUACGUUAUUGAUUCCGGUUGCAAUAACAAAUACACAAAGAAAAGAAGAGAAACCAUUCAAAUGUGACAAAUGCGAAAAAACAUUUCGCUCAAAAUUCAGACUCAAAGCGCACUUCCGAAUUCAUACAGGUGAACGUCCCUAUUCUUGUCCACAUUGUUCGAGGGCGUUUAUCAAUAGUUCAAAUCUCAAACUACACAUUCGAUCUCAUACGGGUGAACGUCCCUUUACUUGUGUCCACUGUCAGAAGACGUUUAAGGAUUCGUCAAAUCUCAAACUGCACAUCCGAAUACAUACGGGUGAACGUCCCUAUUCUUGUCCCCAUUGUCAGAAGGCGUUUACGGAUCAUACAAAACUCAAACUGCACAUUCGAAUACAUACAGAUGAACGUCCCUAUUCUUGUCCUCAUUGUCCAAAAAUGUUUAAGGAUUCUUCAGGGCUGCGGAUCCACAAUCGAACUCAUACUGAUGAACGCCGCUUUUCUUGUCCACAUUGUCCGAAGGCGUUCAAACGUACUACGGAUCUCACGCAGCAUAUUCGAACUCAUACUGGUGAACGUCCCCAUUCUUGUCCACAUUGUCAUAAAACUUUUGGGCACAGAUCUAGUCUCGCACAGCACAUCCGAACUCAUACUGGUGAGCUUCCCUACUCUUGUCCGCAUUGCCCAAAAGCGUUCUGCAAGCCUUUGAUGCUGCAAUUUCAUAUUCAAACUCAUACGGAAGCAUUCAAGCGUACCACAGAACUCACACAGCACAUUCAAACUCAUACUGGUGAACGUCUCUAUACUUGUUCGCAAUGCUCAAAAGCGUUUGAGGAUCGUAAUUCGCUCCAGUUGCACAUUCGAACUCAUAUGGGUGAACGUCCCUAUUCUUGUCCACAUUGCUCAAAAGCAUACAACCGGUCGUCGUCGCUGCGAUAUCACAUUCGAACUCAUACGGAUAAAGGUCCCUUUCCCUGUCCACAUUGUCCGAAGACGUACAAGCAUUCUAAAACGCUCAAACUGCACAUUCGAACCCAUUCUACUGCAAGUGAACGUCAAAUUGCAUCUUGAAACUCAUACUGAUGAAUGUCCUUGUCUAUCAUGUUCGAAGGCGUGUAAGCAUUCUACGACGCCAAAAAUGCACAUUCUAGUUCAUACGGGUUGAUCAAAGCUGUAUCUGACCUGGAAUGUGUCUAUCAUGUGCUCACACGGAGCAUCUGUAUCGCUAUACACUAUACCAAGACGGGUCUAUGGUACUAGGUGAGGCCGUUUCGUCACUAAGUUGGUUAGGGGAGCGGUAUAUGAAAACAGCACGGAAGAAAGUAGAAGGGGAAUUAUUUCCUUGUAGCGUGAAAGAGACAGACUGAUCACCAGCGAGCUUCGGCAAUAGCGUAUUGUGUUUUGUUUACAAACAAAACACAGUAGACUUCCAAGAUGGCUGAAGAGUGGUUUUAGCAAGUUGGCCCACCUUAGUAUAUACUUCUAGGCGCCUUGCACUAUACCUCACAAGCAGAUGAACAACCGUUUGAUGAGGCUCGGUGCAGUCUUCUAACGAAACGUCGUUCCUGUAGGAGAGACUAUCUUGUUCUAUCCUCGUCGACGGCAUUGAGCUUCGUAUUACGAAAUGGGGGAGUAAGCAUGACAAUAUGGAUUUGCAGAAAAAAAGAACACACUUUUAAAAUAAAAGUUAUGAAUGAAAAUUAUUCUUCCCAAAUCAAAUUAGUACUUUAUGUAAAUGAAAAUCACUUUUGUGAAAAGUAGUGAAAAAAUAUCGUACAAAAAUUGUUUUUGAGGACUAUUUCAUAUUAUAGUGGUAACUUUUGGUGAGAAUAUCUGAAAAUUCAUACAAUAAAGUUUAAAUUAGGGUCAGAACAACGUAAGAAGUACGCCAAGGUAAAUAACGCCAAGAAAAAAUGUUCAUACAAAUUUUAGCAAUUUAAAACUGCAUUAAGCGGACCUUACACGGUUAACUUUAUUGACAAUAUGAUGACAUUUGAGAGCAUGGGCGACGACGCAGAAAUCCGGAUUUUCGAGCAUCAAUAUCGUGACAUUUCAUAUGGAUGCAUGAUGUUGACGUUUUACCUCACGGACUUCCAGACUGAGUUGCCAGAUAUGCAAGCGUACAUUUAAUUUUUGUUGGUCUUUUUUGCGAUUGCAAUUAAAAUUUAUAAACUACUGAAAUUGUAGGAAUCAUAAAUGGAAGCUUUUGGUUUGGAAAACCGAUACUUUGAAUAGCAAAAUGCGGUACUUUUCACGAUACAAAUCAAAACUUCAAAGUAAACUGACAAUGUGAUGGUGAGAGAGUGGAUGAAACUUAACAACGUUUUAGGAAUUUUUUAACGUUGAACUCGGUCAUUCUUUGCGCUAGUGAGCGGGUUGUGUGUUUCUUCACACUCCGCUAUAAAAUUUGGAGAAUGAGAAAAUCUGGGAAAAUGACAGAUGAAAAAACAUCAUGUGUUAAUUCAAGCUACAGUAGAAUCCCGAUUAUCCGCGGAAUAGUCGGGCAAACUCACCGCGAUUAACGAAAAUCGCGGAUGACCUAUUAAAGGACAAAAAAUGCAAACACGAAAAGAGAUGUUUCAACAUAAAAACUAUGUUCUAUCAAUACAGAAAUCAAUCAACUAUCCAUCUAUGAGGUCGUGUACACCAGUGGCUAAAUAAUGUAAAAGCCAUGACCACAACAAAAGAGCAUGGGCCUACCACUCACUAACAAAUUCCGGAAAGGCCUAUUGAUUUACUAUGGAAUUCGCAGUCACGAAUAAUCCGCAGGGCGGAUCACCCGCUCGCGGUUAAUCGGGGUUCUACUGUCAUAGUCUCAUUUAUGGAAUAAAAACAUUUGCUUGCAGAUAAUAAAACUUGCAUAUAUUUUCGCAAACUAAAAUAAUCUGGCAUCUCUGAAACUGAAAGGAACAGUCUGUAUUUGUGAAACGAGUAUUAUGAUGUAAAGGGUGUGUCACAUCAAAUUGCAUCACAGAAAAAACGUUGUAGAAAUUUAAUUUUUAGGAAUUAUAUCUUCAGCUUUCGCUUAUAAUCAGAUAAGAGUAUAUAGAUCACGUUGGCCAUGCUUCACUGUCAAUUUUUCGUAAAUUUGGAAAAAUGUCGUCGAACGAAAAAGAGCGUCGUGAAUUAAUCCUGUGCACUCAUUUCGAGAAUCCGGAGUUGUCACAUCGAGACAUCGGUAAGAUGCUGGGAAUCGUCCAAUCCACGGUCAGCAGAGUACUAAAA
Messenger RNA from Toxorhynchites rutilus septentrionalis, 5690 nucleotides. RefSeq names its product zinc finger protein 709-like. NCBI's taxonomy places the organism in Eukaryota, Metazoa, Arthropoda, Insecta, Diptera, Culicidae. The record is from RefSeq and is a predicted model, not a curated record. Gene Ontology annotation, molecular function: DNA-binding transcription factor activity, RNA polymerase II-specific; RNA polymerase II cis-regulatory region sequence-specific DNA binding. Bases 156 to 3536 code for a protein of 1126 amino acids. Gene Ontology annotation, biological process: regulation of DNA-templated transcription. The transcript is spliced from 30 exons.